AUGAUUCGCGGCUGGCAUCCGCAAAAGCGAUCCCAAUGUCUGAGUAUCGUCGAUAAGCUAUGCUCGGACCUAGGUCCUCUCACAUCAUGGUUCGAGCGCAUGCGCGCUCCAGCGCGGCACAGGCUGGUGAGCACGAUACCCGUAUACGAUCCUGAGCUCUUCACUGCAGCAGUCCCGAUAUGCCUCGUACCAAAAGCUCGCGAUGCAAAGCCGGAUAUCGCUCUAUCUCUGGUUCAUGGGCUCACAGGCUACGACGACUUGACCGACGCUGAGCGGCUACAAGUCGAAAAGACUGAGCUUUCUUCGAUUUCAUCGCCGUGCGCGACGACGCUGGGCAAACGGGCUCAGUGGUUCUAUGCCGCGAAGACUGCGUACCUAAGGGCACAACCCUCGACCAGGAAAGGCGGAACCGUGCCGACUAUGCAAGACACCGAGGUCAAGUUUGAUUCGCUUCUGUACAACCGCUCACCACAGAAGAUCGUGAAGAGCCUCUCUACUGACCGUCAAUCUCACGAGGAUGUACCAGGGCUGAUCUCAGUGAUGACAGCAGACUCUCUGGCUCAUGAUCUGCGCGUCAAGAGACCUGUAUGCUCCCUUAGACGGCUGGAAACUCACAGCAUCGGCCUUGUUGUCAAGAACGCAUCUUGCAAGGAGAGCGCAGUCGAUCACAAUACACCGGUCAUCAACGUGCACUGGAAGGAUGUUCUUGAUGCGAUUUGUGUCGAAGAACUCACACGGGUGGUAGAUGACUUGCAAGCCUCUUCUGGCAAGGUUGGAUCUCUCUUGCACUCAUCUCUACACCCAAGCCCAAGUCUACCACCCGGAGAGACCCGCGACUGUGUGCAUGACCCCCGAGGAAUCUUGACCUCAUCGCUGUGGCCUACGACGAGCCAGAAGAACGCAUUCUCUAGAUUACGCCGAGGAUAUACUGAGAACACUUGUGCGAAAGCUCUUUGA
Molecule: messenger RNA, 957 nt
Organism: Peniophora sp. CBMAI 1063
Lineage: Eukaryota; Fungi; Basidiomycota; Agaricomycetes; Russulales; Peniophoraceae
Source: the annotation of a GenBank genome assembly